Molecule: messenger RNA, 12142 nt
Organism: Anopheles coluzzii
Lineage: Eukaryota; Metazoa; Arthropoda; Insecta; Diptera; Culicidae
Gene: Drep2
Exons: 4
Coding region: 2403-3728 (441 amino acids)
Biological process (GO): apoptotic process; regulation of apoptotic process
Source: RefSeq, a predicted model, not a curated record
CUUUUUGUGUCGCGCACUCUUCCUUUUUUCGCUCGCACUGUCUAUCGCAGCCUGCGCGUUUUACCCGUUUGCCAUCGAGGUAGGACAGUUUUGUCCCAACCGAAGCGCCCGUGUGCGUGCGUCAAAACUCGUGAUCGAAUGAAUUGCCAACGCAAUUGCUCGGCCAACAAAAUUCCAACCUUCCAGCCCGUUUCCGGCGGUGUUGAUUAUCCGAGAGAGCAGCUCAUUCGAUGUACGUUUCGGCGUGGUGCUAAACUGGUGGCCAAUACGAUUACGCUACGGGCAAGCGAGUGAAAGAAAGGCCGUGGCCGUGUAAUAAUAAGAAGAAGAAAACCCCCCCCGAAAAGAAAAAGGAAGCAGGAAAAAAUUGUUCGUGUGUUUGGGGCGUUAAUGUAAAGUUAUUGCGGUUGUGUUUGAAGUGUGAUAAAUGAAGUAGUUGUGCAAACGAUGCAAGCGAGAUAGCGAAUUAGGCAGUUUGGGGCGCGCGCGUGUACGAGAGAAGAGAGAGGGUGAGAGAAAGAAAGAGAGAGAAGAAGAAAAUGGCAAGGGCGAGUGAUUAAGAGUGCGUGUGUGCAUAAGAGAGAGAGAGAGAGAGAGAGCGAGAAAGCAAGAGAUAGAGAGAUAGCAGAGCGCGGCAAGCGGAACGGAGUAGGAAGUGAAGGAAAAAGAAGAGGCGGUAAAAGAUUCGGUUGGUGAUCGCGGCUCGCCCCAAAAGUACGUGUUGGAAAAGUGUGCUCCCCCUCCCUCGGUGAACCCCCGUGGCCACGCAUGGUCAGGGUUGGUGCAGAGUUGCUUUGGUGAAAAUGCUGCCGAGCUACCGUGCCCAGUGGAAAAUGUCUGCGGCUACCGUGGAUUGAAGGCCUGCUGCUGCUGCCAGUGUGCCUGCACGCAGAUUUGCGUCCGCUCUGCUGCUGUAAAAUGUACCUGUGCACGCGCCUCAGUUACAGUCGGAACGGGCAUGGCCGGUGGUGAAACGGUGGUGAAAAAACAGGAAAAUAGGCAAAUUGGUGUGAAUCUUCCCCCUCUCCAAUAGCAGGUGCGUGUGUGCGUGAGCGAACGGAGCUGAAGGUGACAGUGGCUGAAACAUUGAUUAACGGGCGUCGAGGUUGACUUCGUCUAGAAAGUGGGUUCACUGUCUUGUCAGGCAGUGUAUGGAGCAAAAAGAAAAGCGAAAAAAGCGGCCUAGUGCAAGUGUGGUUCUGGCUCAGCGAGAUUCGGUCCAGUAGUGCGGCAGGAGUUGCUGCUGGCUGCUACUGGUUGGGUUCCGUGCGCUUCAAUAUCCCACGUUGCGUUCGAAACCACCGACUUGAGGGUGCGAGGAGACGAACCCGACUCGGCAGAGGGCUGGUGGGCUGCCUGCUGCUAAAGGCGUUGGUGGUGGCCGUGCUGGUCGGCAGUGCUGUGACAGCGGCAGGGGGGUGACGGGGGCGAGUCUUGGAGGAGGAAAAUUCUGAGGAAAACAACGACCCGCAGUGCGUCUGCGCGCUUCCGAAUGAGUGAAAAGCGAUGAAGUGAACUGCCCUUCAGUGCCUGCCGCACACAACACAUGCAAUAAUACGCGCGCACACACACACACGGGCACACACUCACAGCAUAGAAUCGUUCAUACCUAUACUCCCAAGCUGACACUAGCUGCCACACUGACACACUCACACACAUACACUCGCACAGACUAGCUAACGAGUGUCGGACAGCGCCUUUGCGCGAGGACGCAUCUCAGUGGUUCAAGGGAAGGGGCAGGAAGGCGGCAGGAUAUUCGAAACUCGAUUCAAUCGAUCGUUCAAUUCGAACAGUGCGUGUCGGCGAUGGCAGAGUGCUCCAGUGAAGCGGGUCGGCGCUAUCUUUCACCGCGCUACGUCGGAGGCGCUGCACGGUAGUGCGCUCGCGAGGGGCCGUGGCCGGAAAAUCCCGAGCGUUUCGAGGACCCGUGCGGACGGGUACGCGGUGGGCCCGCGGUACGCGCAGGUUGCCGCGGUGUUACUGACCGGUGCACGGACACCAGCCCGGAUCGGCCCUGGUGCAGUGGGGCGUGGAGUUUGUGUGUGCGUGUGUGGGCUUGUGCGGGGGAGGGGGGAGAAGUGCAGUUCCACGUGCGUGUGUGUCGACGGAUGAUGGAGCCGGGCGUAGCGGUCAUCCCAUCGCCUGCACUGUCGUCGUCGCUGUCGUCCGGACUGCUGUGAGCAUAUUGGGGCGGAUUGGCGUGUGUUUGCGGAACUAGGCGGAAGGAAUUAGCUAAUCACGCGGGGCGACCGCCGUCGUGCACGCCGCACGACCGUCCUCCGGCGACUACAAUUUCCGGUGGGCAGGUGCCGACGGAUGUCGCGUUUAUCGCCAGCGAGUGUCGAUGCAGCGAGGGGGCUCAAAACAGUGCCCCCUAGGUCACUCUUUUGAGGCAUGUCGUAAUGGCAAGGGAGGAGUCUCGUGGCAAGAGGCCUUUAAAAAUCUGGGACAGUUGGCGCAAUGUCCGUAAAGGUCUCGUAGUAGGUAGCUUCGAGGAGCUAAUAGUUAGAGGAAAAGAUAAAUUAGGAGUGCCAGCCUCCGAGCCCGUGCGAUUGGUGUUGGAAUGCGAUGGCACACAGGUGGAGGAUGGCGAGUAUUUCAGGACGUUAGCGAAUAAUACCGUUCUGCUUCUGCUGCGGCAAGGUGAACGUUGGUAUCCUACGGGUGUGGAUGUAAUUAAAGCUGCAAUAUCAGCAAUACCAAAGAUCGUUUGCGAAACUAUACAUGCAUUGGAGCUGCAGGAUGAAACACCCUCCUGGAAGAUUAUGGAUAACAAGGGUCGAGUCACAGUUGUGUUGCAUUGGGAUCAGCGGCAAGGCGGCGGCCAAGGGGGCGGCGGCGGAGGCGGCAGCAGUAGUAGCGGAGGCCCGGGCGGUUCCAGCAUCGGGCUAAGCAACGGUCCGACGUCGGACAAGUUUUCGCCGUCGAAGAAGAGCCUGUCGACGCAGAACUCGAUCGACAAGUCGUCCGUGUCGAGCCAGCCUCGCUUCCCCAGUCCGCAAAUUACCGUGAUCAACCACGAUGAUCCGCAGUCGCAGAUGUACCAUUCGGCCCGGCGGCUGUCCAAGCAGGGCGGCUCGUUCGACAGUGCGGUCGGGGCGGUGCACGUGCACACGCCCGAGUGUGCGCACCACGCGCACAUGCCUACGCGGGCCGGCAGCCCCGGCGCGACCGAGUGUGACUUUCACUGCUGCGCCCUGCACGAGGAGGGGCGCAAGAUUGCGGUGCACAAGAAUGUGGCCACCUCGCCCAUACAGGACGGCUCUGCCAGCCCGCAGCCGCCCCCGAGCAGCCUGUCGGACAGCCGGCGCACCUCCACGACCAAGGGGCACGUGCGCUUCCUGGACAUUGGGCCCGAGCGGGACAGCUCCGAGAGCGAAACGGAGAACACCGUGAUGGAGGACGAGACGGUGACGUCCGAAAAGUUUCUGCUGCUCAUCGACCAGCUGUCCGUCGACCAGAAGCGGCACCUCAGCAUCAAGGACAUCGGCAUCAUACUGGAGCGGCUGAGCUCGAAGAUACUCGACGUCGAGCGGUUGGAUCGCGAGAGCGAGUCCGACGAUUGCUACAACUGGACGAUCAAGGCGACGAUACGCGGGGACGCGCUGCGCGAGCUAGGUGUUAUUUACAAUGGAAACUAUUACGCAAUAUCAGAGCAUCCGGGCUACAAGGAGGAGAACGAGGAGAACGGCGAGGAUGCAGAGGAGGAGGACGAGGAUAGGUUAUAAAAUCCUCAACCUGGUUGCUUGAGCGGGGGCGGCUCGCGGUUGCAGAUAAGCCCUCUGUAAGCCACCGAAUGUUGGUCAAUGCGCCCUGUGUUGGCAGGCCGCGCACCACCUGCGGUGCCGGCGCGGUGCGCGCCAUUCCUAGUGAUUAUCUUUAUAUUUAGCCGCUAGUAGCAGCGCCACCCAUUUGCCACACCACCUGGGUCACCUCUGGCCAGGGGAACCACUCCACCCCCCCCCCACCUCCCUCCCUCCCUCCCUGCCCCCUCCCACGGAGGUAGUGCUAACUGUGCUAGGGCGGGCAAUUGUUUUGGAACGGGGUGGAAUUCAGGGAACGGAAACCCUAAUAUUAGCAUAUUAGCUAUGUUUGUGUGUAUGUGUGUGUGUGUAUGUGAGUGUGCACGUGUAUGCCGGAGAAUUUUGUACCCUUUGUUCGAGAGAGAGACCGAGUGCGCUACAGGAGGGAAGGGGAUUAUAGGCGGAAGCAGCAAUCACACGGACAGACAAACCACACCUCCUCACGCACACGUAGCAGCAAAACAAACCGAAAAGAAACACAUCCAACUACUGUGUAGCAUUUUGUACGGCGUACGAUUCAUCGUUCAGGAUCGGGCAGGCGAUCGGUUCCUCGAUCCGUAGUCGAUUAGCCAGUCAGUCGCAUAAAACGAGCUAGUUGAGAAGGGGGAGGGGGGACGGCAAACAAGUGCCAAAGGAGAAGUGACUCAUUCAUCACCCCAGUUCGGAAAGCCGGGUGAAACGAAGACACACACACACACGCUCAACAAUUGCAUCAAAUUGCUCCAGUUUAUCCACCAAGUGCAGUUCAAGCUAAAAUGCGCCAGCGAAUGACCUGACUAGGCGACAAAAAACACGAAAAAACUUGGUUAUUCUAGUUCAAAUAAAAAAAAAAAAACAAAUAAUAAUUAAACCCCCUCCCUCUCCAUAAGGAAAAACAAACACGAACGACACACACACACACAAGACAACACAAAACUGGGCUAGCGCCAGAGUGAGAACUCGUUAAUAUAAAGUAAAACUCGAAUAAAAACCUUACAAUGAUAAACAAAGCAAAACAAAAGUAAAGUAAACGACGCACUGCACGCCAUAAUAGCCAAACUAUAAGGCAUCAAACAAAAACAAACUUAAACAAACAAAAAAAAAACAUGAACAUAAUAAAAAAAACAACAACCGGCAUGAGUGUAGUAGAAAUGAGAACAAUGUUUUUAAAACGCUGCCAGUUACGAAAGUAAAUUAUAACGAACAAUAGUGACAGACAAAGAUGUCGAAUUGCAAACAAGUGGGAGAGAAAACAAAAAAUGGACGCGAAUAUCAAACACGAUAGACAUUCGUAUCGUUACAAGCAAGCAAAACAAAAAAAAAAAAGAAAAUAAAUGCCGAAGGUGGUGUUGUGAAGCAGAGCAAACGAAUAACAGAACACAUUCAAAUGUUAUAAUGAGCUGCAAUCACAAUACAAACGAAUUGGACUUAGAAAAGGUCAGGGUUGACGGAGGGACAAAAACAAAACAAAAAAAAAAAAAAUAAACCGCACAUCAUUGUAAUCAUUACCUAGAAAAGAAACUAACGAAAAAGUAUUACUAAGCUGUGGCGAUCGGAGGGGUGGUAGAGUAUAACAUAAAACGAAGCAAUUAAAUUAAAAGGAAGAAGCGAGAGAAAAACAGAACAAAAGUCAAACUUUAAAACUGGCACUGUGAAAGAGAAGAAAACUAAGACAUAAAGAAAAUCCACGAAUCAUACAAACGAAAUAUCGUAAACGGACGUCGUAUGGUCGGGUUAGCUUGUUAUUAAAAACAAACAAAAACCUACAAAAAGUAUAAAUCAUUGGAUUGGACUUGAACCGGGAGCGAUCGUGUAUCGAACACUUGUAGCUGAACGAAGACAUAAAAAAUAAAAUGAGGGUUAUAAAACCAGUGUGCGAAUGCAACAAGAGGACAAUUUCAAGCAAGUAGAGUAAACAGCCGUACUAGACUAGAUUUAUUUGUAAAGUAUAUAGGAAGUGCAAGUGGAAGCAGGAGUAACGGGAAACCAGAAUACUACUUGCACGAUGCCGUUAAAACACAUCUAAUUCGAUGAUAGAAUUUGAAUAAAUUUCAAAUAACCGCAACCCCAUACUAAGAACAGCUGGGCGUGAUUUAAUUUAAACAAAACACUUAGCAAUCGUAACCCGAUAGAGACGUGCUCGUUAGUGGCAAAAAAAAACCACUGACACACAGAAAAAGAAAACCAAAACCAAACAUGCAACCCUGAUUAGACAGGCAACGGCUGGAUCAGCUCACUAAACAGCGACACAAACACACAAAAGAUAGACACUUAAUAGUACGAAAACCUUUAAUUGCAAAAGUUUUUUGCCGAGAUAUGCAAGCGUAGAAGAGUCUCAGUUAAGCCAGAUGUUAUAAUGAGUGAAUACAGUUGAACAAACAUUGACAGCAGCAGAGGAAAAGAAACGCUACAGAGACAGAAGUGAGAAACAUAGACCGAAAAAAAAAACAAAACAAAACAAAACAAAAAGUAAUAAUAAAUAAUAACAAAACUAUAGAGCUCGGCAGCCCGCAACGCAACUACAAACGUGCCAUCAAGGACACUAUGGUAAUCUAAUUGAGUAUUUGAAGAUAAUCGUACAACAUGACACCUUUUCCCACUCCAGUUCCCAUUCCCUCCAGCAAAUUAUACGCUCCCCUAAAUCCUCAAAACAAACAAAUGUAAUGGAAAACAAAUGACGUUCUUACUUGCACCACUACCACAACACGAGAGUUUAAUCGAACAAACAAACAAAAAAACCAAGAAAAACCCCAAAUAAAACAAAGAUUUAGAAAAAAAAACAUAAAUUGCCUAUCAAACUGGGUGGCAAAACAGAUAAUGCAAAAAACACAAAAUAAAAAACAAAAAAACACACACACAACCACACACUAACCAAGAUAGGAUUCAGACCCAGCACCGGUGUAUGCGAUUAAUGGUAUAUGGUACGUUGCUGGGUACUGGAACCGCUUUGGGUAAAAUAAUAUAUAUUAUAUUAUUGGUAAAUGAGUAUUUGGAGCAGAUGUUAUCAUCGACGGGCAAGCGUUCAAUGAUGAUGCUACAAAUAAACUUGUUGAAGGAGUCGUGUGUUGAAGGGGGAGGAGAAGGGGGAGGAGAAGGAGGAGGAGUAAAAAAAUGCAAUAAUCAGUCAGACACGUCAGUCACGCGUACACUUUUUUCGGUGAAAAUACGUACACUGCGAGAGCAGCAAAUCAGUGGGAACCAGCCCCGUUUGGAGCUGGAAGUUGCCAAUCAGGACGCAGCAGAUAUUUACGUUUGCCUGUAUUUCUUGUUUGUACACUCAAUCACCCCCAAACACAUACACAUACAAACACAGUGAACACACUUAGUGAAAAUGGCAUUGUUUGGCACCGGUGCAGGAGGGAGUGGAAGCGUUUUGCGCCUCGAAUUGGCGAAACACUGUAGCGCGGUGGUUUCGGAAAAUUGGAAUCGAAAUAAAAAAAAAACAAAACGUAAAUGUAUUAGAAAGUAUGCACAUAUGCACAUAUUGCUGUGUAUACGUGUAUGUGAAAUUAUGCAUGUACAUGUGUAUAUUUGUAUGUAUGUGUGUGUGUAGAGGUGUAUGUAUGUGUGCGAUCGAGGGGGAGGGGGGAGAGAGAGAGAAGUCGGUAGAAAGGGGCGAGCUUGAAAGAGGAUUAAUACUGGACUGGGUGCAAUCUGUGGCCGUUUUGGGGCGUAAGAGUCUACCGUUUGCUACUAAAGUUCACUACAAUUGCAACUGAUCAGGCUUGAAUGCGUACAUUGGACUGCACUGCGCAACGUCUGCACCGAGCGACUUCUUUCCUCGUAGUUCUGGUAACGGUUGCUGCUGUUAAUUUGCAUGUGCGUGUAUGUUUUUAAGUAACAGUCUUCUUUUCCAUCAACUAUUAGACUCACACACACACACACACACAGACACACACAGACACACACACACACACACACACACACACAGACACACACUUACACUCAGACACAAACAGUACCUGUUUAACAAAAGUUGCAGAGCGAAGGCGCUGUGUAGCCCUUCAUUUGCAUGCUAGUCCGCUAAGGGAUGGAAUUUUACGUUUAUUCGUAACAGAAAAGAGCCCCCGUCUCCUUGACGGAUCGUGAAAAAGACUUACUUACUGUUUAAGUUAAUAGUAGUGUACCACUGCCAUUAGUUAUCAUGUAAAUCGCAUCAGGGUCGGGAAGAAUCUUUUUUUUUUAUAAAAUUAUGAUGAAAAUCUCUCUGAUGGUUGGGGUGUUUGCUGUUAUUGAGCCACCAAUAGCAUUUAUUUGGCCAAUAAUUUAUAUUAAAGGAAGUACAAACACUCCCACACGCACAUUCAUUACUUACGCAAGAGCACUGGAACAUCGUUUGUUCAACGUAAAUGCAUUAUCGCUAAAGAAGCAACUGCAGUUUAGACGCCUUAGGUCGGAUCAUUGUCAACGAGAGUGUGUGUGUUCGCUUCAAAAACCUGUUUCGUGGUUGACUGCCAGUAUUCCUAUCUUUUGUCACCUCAAUUUGCCAAAAACGCAUGUCUGCCAUAUAUCUAUCCUGUGCCAAAUGCUACAUGUGGUCUGUUGAAGGUAGAGAGACGAAGAAACUUUUGUUUUGCCUAGCUCGAGGAUGUUUAGUACGAUAAUAAGAAUAAUGGCUUUUGUUACUUUUGUAUGUACCGGCUAUCCGUUUUUAUAGUAUUAAUUUAUUCUUGAACGAUUCAUUGAAUGGUAUGGAUUGGUUUUGUUUUCAUCAGAUGCACAAGAAUGUCCGUAACAAGAGUGAGUUGAGCUUUAUCAAGAUCGUACGGCAGCACUCGAUUCGACACACCGGUUGUCUCUUUGCUGUGUAAUCAGAAUCAGGAGUGGAAGUAAUAAACAAAUAGGAACAAAUCUUGUCACAGUGUACAUGAAUGGAUACGUUACUUUGUUAAUCCAUUGUAUGUAUAAUGAGUACCCGGUUUAAAACAGUAACAAGCAAAACCAAACAAUCUUUAUCAUCGGUGUAGUCGUGUGUUGGGCUCCAAUCAAGCCGGGCGGAGAUGGCAUACCAUAAUCCGUCACUUUGGUUGCUACUGCUUCUUGCGUGAUGCAACGUGUACGCGAAACAUCUUACCAACUACCAGCCUACAGUUUGAUGGAAUUUAGUUACAAUUUUACGUAAAAAAAAACACUACGUCUCCUUCUGUACUGUGCAGCAACAACAUUCCAGACAGAAAAAUGGAAAUUUUAUACGUAUUUAUUUUUGCUUGAAAUAUGUUUAAGCCACAUCCAAAAAAGAACCAUCGUGUUCGGUUUAAAUAUUAUCGUGGCGUUGCUCAAAUUAGGAGCAAAACACGCUCGCCAAGCAACGUGACUAAUACAACAAAUCAUUGAAUACAUAAAUAGGUACUGAUUCGUAAAAAAACAUACACAAGAAGAACAUAUUAAUUUAAAAGCAGGUGGGCAAACGUCAAGUGAGAAACGGCUAAUACGUAUGAUUCCGACAAGAACGGAACGAUACAAACGAGCAACGUACCUAAGUAGGGGGAGGAAUUCAAUUGGCAAGGGAGCAGUAAACCCUGCCCAAUGAUCGCGGGAAAAUCGGAUGUGUUGUGCUAUCUUGUCCCGGUGAAAGAAGGACACCGGGAAUUACACAUCUACAACAACACGAACAUAAACACACACACACACACACACACACACACACACACACACACACACACACACACACACACACACACACACACACACACACACACACACACACACACACACACACACACACACACACACACACACAGAGAGAGAGACACAUUCGUUAAAGAAGUUGCAACUCGGCGCAGCGGUGCAACUUUCGUAGACACAGCUAGCGAGUUAAAUUAUAUAUGACACUGCCCUAAGCCCUACGGUUUGACACCACAGAAACUCCUCGUAGCGAACGCUGUGGAGGAAUGCAAUGCGCCAAGGGGGGAACGCUAACAUACGACGCCUGCAGGCCGCGUUAAAUUCAAUGCAUUAACAUAAAUAACGAAAAAAAAAAGGAAAAUGCUAAUCCCAGCGUAAAAUCACAUGCAAAGGUACAGCGGUAAACUGAAACGAACUUAAAAGCAAAAAGUAAACGGCACGUUAAAACGAUACCAACCCUACACAUACAUCAAAACCGGAACGUUAUCCUUGCGCUGGUUUGAUCUAUUGCGUCAAGCAGUCCCUAAUUGUGCAGCCUCCGAGAUACAUUACCGAAGCAUAACCGUAACACUAGUGAACAAUCGCGCCAAAGCCAAAGCGCACGAAACGAGGCGCCUCCAUUAACGGAAAAAAUACACACACACACACACACACACACACACACACACACACACACACACACACACACACACACACACUUCGCGUAAUGCAAUGCAAAGGUAAAGGAUACUAUCUAAAACCCCUACUAAUCGACUGUUCGUACCAUUCUAGAUGAGAGGGGGAAGGAUAGCAUAACCCUUCCCCAAACUGCACCGUGCAGAAGUAGUGAAACCCUGAGGGUUCAUACCGGGGAGGGGUGGAGGGGGGAUAGGGUACAGACAGGAACGGCGUUGUAGAACUUUCAUCUGCCAGCUAGAAGGAGUAAAGAGGGGAAAAAAGAACGGAACAGCGGCAAUAGAGCGGUUUAGUAAACGAGGGAAAAGAAAUAAUUGAAAUAUAGCAAACUUCUAAUAUAAACGAUAUCGUAACAUAUUUUUUUAAAUAUAUAAAAGAGAGAAAAGAAAAACGUCAAAAAAUAUAACACUGAGCGCGAUGGAAUGCCUGCGGACAGGAGUAUCGUUUCGAGAGAGCAAACAGGCGCAAAGGUGCGAAACCCGAAUCCCGGAUUGGAUCGCGGGCGUAAAACAACUGUUGGCAGAGCAAAGAGGAACAGCAUAAGUAAACGAGGAACAGCAUAAGAGCGAAAGAACGUAAACAAUCCGCCAAAGGGAUGUCACUCAAUCAUGGUGGAGGAAAGCUGUAGGGGGAAAUAAUGGUGGAACACGCAGCUAUAACUCUCGUAAUUGACAGAUACUUACCGGAAUUUAGCCGCAUGAUUUCUACUACCACACAUACUGCAUAACAGGAAAAUAAUCUACCCCUCCCCUUAAAAGCUAAGCGUGGUAUACGUUGCUAAUCAAUCCACUGAUUAUCGCAAACGGAACUCGGAAAGCGAUACACUUACACGUACCCCCGUACAACAUAGACAAAAUGAAAAAAAAAAACAACAACAACAUCACACGUACACAUACACAAACACAUACACAGACAUUGAUGAAAGUCGAAUUCAUUUAAUACCUAGAAUUAUUAAUCUAAAUAUUCACGUAUUUAAAUGGUGACUGGUCGAAGGAUCACGGCCCUUGCGGCGGGUUAAGUAGCAGAACAGUGGCAAAAGAAAAUUAUGGAAGAAAACUAAUUAAACGGGUUUUGAAUAUAAUUCAACAAAGUGAAACAAAAUAGAACGAUUAUCCAAACAAAAAAAACUAGAUCGUGCAUGGGACAAGCAUGCAACACGUCAGGAUCGUCUGCGCAAAAUGCACACGUUAGCAACAAUAGUGCGCAUACUGCGGGAGUACGCAAAUGAGUAGGCUCCAACCAUCACAUUAGUACAGACACUGUGACACAAACAAACAAAAACACACACACACUCUCACACACAAGAAUUCCCUUCGGUUUGUAAAACAAAACCAAACAAAAACCACGCGUACACAUACAGACAGACAUAGAGCAAGUCAAAUCACUGCUACAUCUACUACUAUAUAUAUACGUUAAAUCGGGUAUUAAACUAUACGCAUACAUAAAUCGGCAAACACCGAAAUCGCCCAAAGAGAAUGCAUGGCGUUUUUUUAUGUUUUUAAAACACUCACACACAGCAAGCGCAUUGAUAAAGUGACUAACUUCUAUCUUCGGGUGCACCAAAUUUAAACCCCACUGGACACUACUUACAGGACACACACACUCACACAAACACACGUACACAUACAAACAUCGAUAGGCAUUUGCAAAGAAAUAGCAACAAGACGAGUAAUAGCAGAGUAAAAUGGAAAACAACCACUUCUCCAUAGUCGCUCCUCCCCCUUACACCACCUUAACUCACCCAGCGCUAGCCUAAUGGGUGGUUUGGAGGCAAACGUAGGAAGAGAAUAAAGUAAAACGAAAAAGAAGCAAAUGAAGAAAAAGCAAACCGGUACGAUGGUAACUAAAGAGCAAGAUGACGAAGAAACCGAUUGUUUUGUGGUAGUCGAUUGGGUGUAAUCCUAGUCAAUCGAAGACGAUUCAUUGGAUCCUGCAAACCUCUCCACGACAGAAGAGUGUCAGUCGGGGGAUGGCCGCCGGGUGCGGUGGAAAGUGUUGUUACACACCGUGUGCGCACAACAAAAAAUGCUGCCGAAGGAGAUAGUACGCAAAAAAAACAA